Messenger RNA from Colletotrichum truncatum, 261 nucleotides. RefSeq lists its product as uncharacterized. The record is from RefSeq and is a predicted model, not a curated record. Lineage: Eukaryota; Fungi; Ascomycota; Sordariomycetes; Glomerellales; Glomerellaceae.
AUGUCUACAUUUUACAAUAGCCAGGCCGGUACCUGGCAGGAGCGCCUUGAGGAUGCCUGCCGCGAAGCAAGCAUUCUACCUCCCGUCUUUCAAAUCGUCUCUGAGCGACGUGGCUGCCGUACCGCGUGGUCCAGUCGAGUAACCGUCUACGGCCGCACCCACGAGGCGCGGUUUUGGUACGACGGCAAGAACUUGAACAAUGCGAAAGAAGAUGCAGCCGAGAUGGCACUGAACUAUCUGACCGGCUCAAACCCCAGCUAG